Molecule: messenger RNA, 1137 nt
Organism: Cajanus cajan (pigeon pea)
Lineage: Eukaryota; Viridiplantae; Streptophyta; Magnoliopsida; Fabales; Fabaceae
Product: Ribosomal protein L13 family protein
Biological process (GO): negative regulation of translation; translation
Cellular component (GO): ribosome; mitochondrial large ribosomal subunit
Molecular function (GO): structural constituent of ribosome; mRNA binding
Source: RefSeq, a predicted model, not a curated record
UUGGGUCCAAUAGUCCAUCACAUUGGGGGUUAGGGGAUGACUCGUGGGAGAAAAGAAAAUUGAACGAGUGUUAGGGCUUGCUGGCUUUCGAUUUCGUCUGUGUCUCCGCCCUCGGCGCUCUUCUAUUCGUGACUCACCAUUCCGGCACCGCCACCGUGCUCCGUCGUGCCACGCCACGCUUACCGCCACCGCGCAUUGCCACGAGGUGAAAUCUUUGUUUUCUGAGUUGAGGAAGAUCAACCAAAGAAACAGAAGCAAAAAUGAAGAUGGUGACUGCUUUCAACGGCAACAUGAAGAAAGCUGCUGCUGGACUUAGACGCAUUAAUCUUGAAGGCCUCCGAUGGAGGGUUUUUGAUGCAAAGAGCCAGGUCCUUGGGAGGUUAGCGUCUCAAAUAUCUACUGUGAUUCAAGGAAAGGAUAAGCCAACUUACGCACCUAAUCGUGAUGAUGGAGAUAUGUGCAUUGUUCUUAAUGCAAAGGAUAUUUGUGUGACUGGGAGAAAACUUACAGACAAGGUUUACUACUGGCAUACAGGGUAUAUUGGCCACCUCAAGGAAAGGACUCUAAAGGAUCAAAUGGUCAAAGACCCUACUGAAGUCAUUCGCAAAGCUGUUCUGCGUAUGCUGCCUAGAAACAAAUUACGUGAUGACAGAGAUCGAAAAUUAAGGAUCUUUCCUGGCAGUGAGCACCCUUUUGGUGAUCGGCCACUUGAACCUUAUGUGAUGCCUCCUAGAAGUGUCCGGGAAAUGAGGCCACGAGCUAGGCGCGCCAUGAUUCGAGCACAGAAGAAGGCUGAGCAGCAACAACAGAAGGCUGACAUGAAGAACGGCAAAAAUGGAAAGGUACAGGAAGAAAGUGCAUGAAGACAUAAUUUUGUUCAGAGAAGAUGGCACUGACCAUUGGUUAUCAUUGAAAUGGAAAGCCAUCUGUGUUUUUGUUAGCAAAUCCUGCAAUGCCAUAUUGAGCUGUGUUUGAAAGUUCUUUAUUUUACAAGUCUUUCAGUAAGAGCAUAGCUCAAGAGCAUGACUUAUUCAGAUUAUAGCCAUUUCUUGCAUCCUUUUCAGUGAGAGUUCUUUUAAGUUCAAUUUCAGAAGUUUAGACUAACUGACAGACUACCAUUUUGGUAAUUUAUUUCAA